Molecule: messenger RNA, 873 nt
Organism: Echinostoma caproni
Lineage: Eukaryota; Metazoa; Platyhelminthes; Trematoda; Plagiorchiida; Echinostomatidae
Source: the annotation of a GenBank genome assembly
AUGAGUACACAUACUUGUUACUAUAAAGUCUUGGGUUUGGAACGUGAUGCUACCGUGGAAGAUAUUCGUCGGGCCUAUCGUAAACUGGCUUUGAAAUGGCAUCCGGAUAAGAAUCCGAGCAAUGCAGACGAGGCCGAGAAACGUUUCAAAGAGAUCAGUGCGGCGUAUGAGGUACUUUCGGACCCCGAUAAACGUGCCCUAUACGAUAGGUACGGUAAAGAUGGCAUCAACGGUACCCGAAUUCCUACCCGUCGUGCAUCCUCGAAGAAUUCGAACGCACGAAGAAGACGCACCACCAUGGGAGCCGGCGCGUUCCACGGUAGUCUGUUUGAUGAUCCGGACUUUUUCUUCCCGUUCCGAGACUUCGGAUUCCAGUUUCGUGAUCCGGAGGUGGUGUUUCGCGAAUUUAUCGCCAAACACAUGAGCAUGAUGAACGCGUUCAACGAUCCACGACGAUUCAUGUCCAUGAGUGGAGACUUACAACCGACUCGAUCCCGAGAGAAACGUAUCACUGUUGAACAGAACGGACAAUCGUUCUCUCGUCCCCGAUCUGAAUUGCCCGGGAAAUCAAGCCCGUUUGGACGAACCUUUGAUCACUCGUUCACAUACAAAGUCACUCCACAACGUGUAAACAGUUUCGCGGGUCAUUCGGCCACCACGUUUAUCAGUUUCGGUUCGUCCAAUCGAUCGGGUCAAACAGGUGGUGCCAUGCGGGGCACUUUUCGUUCAACCACCAGUCGAUUUUUGGACGGCAAAUGUGUGACCACCCGUCGAACUAUUCAAGACGGUGUGGAAACUAUCGAGGUCGAGGAAAAUGGUGUCUUGAAAACGAAAACUGUUAAUGGUCAACCAGUUGCAAUCGCGAGCAGUUAG